CUAGCACCUGCGCUUGGCUUGGCAGAUGUGAGCGCGCUCCGUUAUGAGCGCACAUUGGCGCUCCGCCAGCCGCCUCCCAGCGCGACUCAGCAAUCAGAGCGGGAUCCGACCCGAUCAGCGCACCAGCCAUCGGGAUGAAGGAAGACACUGAAAGUUAGGCGCUGGAGGCUGUCAGAGUGCGUUGAAGCUCAAUAUGCCCCUGUGCUUUAUGGGAAGAGGCAGUAUGUUGAGUGCUGCUCACCUCCCACUCUGCCCAGAGAAGUGGAUUCUCCUUCCAUCUUUUAAAACAAAAGACUCAAGAUUUGGCUCCAAAGUGACAUUUUUAUAUUUCAAGAGAGGAUGCAUGGUACACCACUGUGAUGCUUCUCAAUCAGUGUUUGGCACCAGCUGCAUGGUAUCAAAAAUAACAUCACAAAUAUUUUCAAGAUGGAUUACCUGAUUUCAGCACAGUAGCUUUCAUUUGCAUAUCUUGCUCUCCUCUCUUAGUGUUUCGUGAAGCAUCCUGGUACAUUGGCGGGAUAAUGGCUCAUUUGCUGGAAGCAACAUCAUUUAAAUUAUGCUUUGACAAGCCUUAAUGUGAUCAUUACUCUAAUAGCUUCCACGGGAAUUCAAUGAUGCCCCUUUUUUCUUUAGAAAGCUAAAGUUUUUACAGAACUGUGUCCAGCAUCAGCACCAUCUAGGUGUUGAUGGGUCCUGUGCUGGACAACAUGGCCCCAGCUUCUCUGAGCCAGAACUGCACCAACUGCAGCCAGAUUUUAAUCCCAGAGCUCAAGAUGGUCAAGACAGUGGUUUUAGGCAUGGUCCUUGGUGUGUUCAUCCUGUUUGGAGUGGUCGGAAACAUCCUGGUUAUCCUAUCUGUGGUUUGCCAUCGACACCUGCGGACGGUCACGCAUUAUUUCAUUGUUAAUCUGGCCGUGGCAGACCUGAUGCUGAGCUCCACUGUCCUGCCUUUUUCUGCCAUUUUUGAGAUUUUGGAUCGCUGGGUGUUUGGACGAGCUUUCUGUAACGUUUGGGCAGCUGUGGAUGUGCUCUGCUGCACGGCCUCCAUCAUGAGCCUCUGUGUGAUUUCUGUGGACCGUUAUAUUGGAGUUAGUUAUCCUCUGCGUUACCCUUCUAUUAUGACAAAGCGCAGGGCUCUGUUGGCAGUGAUGCUCUUGUGGGUGUUCUCUAUCAUCAUAUCCAUCGGGCCGUUGUUCGGUUGGAAAGAACCGGCACCAGAGGACGACUCCGUCUGCAAGAUCACAGAGGAGCCAGGAUACGCCAUUUUCUCAGCCGUAGGCUCCUUCUACCUCCCUCUGACCAUCAUACUGGUGAUGUACUGCCGGGUUUAUGUUGUAGCUCACAGAGAAAGCCAGGGCCUCAAAGAGGGCCAGAAGACAGAGAAGUCGGACUCGGAGCAGGUGAUUCUCAGGAUCCACCGUGGAAACACCACCGCACUAGAGGAGGAGUCGCUGCGCAGCCGCACUCAUUUUGCCUUGAGGUUAUUAAAGUUUUCACGUGAGAAGAAAGCCGCUAAGACGCUGGGCAUUGUGGUCGGCUGCUUUGUGUUGUGUUGGCUGCCGUUCUUCCUGGUAUUACCAAUUGGUUCCAUAUUCCCUGCACACAGACCAUCUGAAACAGUUUUCAAGAUCACCUUCUGGCUUGGCUACUUCAACAGCUGCAUCAACCCUAUCAUCUACCCAUGCUCCAAUCAGGAGUUCAAAAAGGCUUUUCAGAGUUUACUUGGAAUUCACUGUUUGAGGAUGACUCCCAGACCGCACCACCACCAUCUGAGUACAAGCCAAAGUCAAACCCAAGGUCACAACCAGGGUCUUGCUCUGAGCCUCGACAGCAGGGGGGGUCCCUGCAGACUAAGCCCCUCUUCAUCCGUAGCUCUGUCUAGAACUCCUUCCUCCAGGGACAGCAGGGAAUGGAAAGUCUUCUCUGUGGGCCCCAUCGGCAGCGGGGAAGGCCCGGCCGAUAGCAGCAGGGCCAAGGUGGCCAAACUGUGCAACAAAAGCCUCCGGCGAACCUGUUGCUGCGUUCUCAGUCCUGAGCCUCCUACACAGGAACCUCGUGUUGUUGGAGACCUUCCAAUUAUUAAAAUCCACCAGCUAUCCCUGUCAGAAAAAGGAGAUCCUGUAUAACCUGAAGUAUCAUUCAUGCUACGUUUUAUUUGACGCUGCUGCUGCUUUGAAACUGAGAUUUACCUCAACUUUGAUAUCGUACUUUUACUUUUUGCUUUACCAGAUAUAAAUCAGCCAAGAGGGCAAAAAGAAGAAGUUUUCUGUCAAUUCUGUUGAAUCAAAGGGAACCAAAAUUGCUAAGGUGAUUUAGAUGAGCUAUUUCAAGCAUUCCCAAAUGUUUACAUGUACAGCAGGAAUGAAAAAUGUA
Cyprinodon variegatus (sheepshead minnow) is the source of this 2373-nucleotide messenger RNA. Its product is annotated as alpha-1A adrenergic receptor. Gene Ontology annotation, biological process: cell-cell signaling; adenylate cyclase-activating adrenergic receptor signaling pathway; positive regulation of cytosolic calcium ion concentration. Gene Ontology annotation, molecular function: alpha1-adrenergic receptor activity. The transcript has 3 exons. Bases 687 to 2126 code for a protein of 479 amino acids. NCBI's taxonomy places the organism in Eukaryota, Metazoa, Chordata, Actinopteri, Cyprinodontiformes, Cyprinodontidae. The record is from RefSeq and is a predicted model, not a curated record. Gene Ontology annotation, cellular component: membrane.